AAAUGUGACUUCCAAAGCUAGCAACUGCAUAAUCGAAAAAGAUGAAUUUUUAGCAUGAUAAGUUGAAAAUGAUAACAACUUGCUUAUUUUUUAAUUAUUUCCGAGAGAAGAAUGCAGAAAAUUUAUUAUCAUCAUUGAAGUAUGUAACAUAGUAAUGAGGAUAUUCUACAAUUUGUUUAUCAAGAGUGCUUUUUGUGCACCACAACUUAAAACCCAGGGUGAUCAAAGAAACUUAGCCAGUGAUCGGUCACCCAAUGACUCGGACAAUAAUGCAGUAGCCUCUAUAGCACAGGGACAGGAAACUAGUGAAGACCAAAUAGAUAGGACUGAAGACAGGAAAAAGUUCCAUCGGUAUCUUCGUUCAUCUGUAUUAUCUUUCACAGCUGUCGGGUGUUUUGUGACACCUUUCACAAAGACAUUUCUGGUGCGGAUUGUGGAAAACAGAGUUCCAUUUGCAAUGUCAUUUUACCUCCUAGGAACAAUAUUUUAUAUACAGUCCCUGUACAGCUAUUUUGGAAUUAAACACCCACCUCUUCGACUCCUAUACGAGGACCCAAAGGAAUAUAAUAGAAUGGACAAUGAGAAUAUUAAACUGUUGUGUAGGAACAUUGGAUAUGCCUUUAUUAGUUUAUAUCAAAGAAUGACUAAGAAGCAAGAAAAAUUAGAAAAUGAACUUGAGAGGAAAUGAUUGAUUUUUUAUAUCUGUUUUAAUUGAUUAAAAAACUUACUUAAAAAAAUAAAUAAGA
Molecule: messenger RNA, 746 nt
Organism: Saccostrea cuccullata (small rock oyster)
Lineage: Eukaryota; Metazoa; Mollusca; Bivalvia; Ostreida; Ostreidae
Exons: 3
Coding region: 155-688 (177 amino acids)
Source: RefSeq, a predicted model, not a curated record